Messenger RNA from Cydia amplana, 1752 nucleotides. Its product is annotated as sporozoite surface protein 2-like. The transcript has 7 exons. Lineage: Eukaryota; Metazoa; Arthropoda; Insecta; Lepidoptera; Tortricidae. The coding region runs from base 1 to 1752 and encodes 583 amino acids. The record is from RefSeq and is a predicted model, not a curated record.
AUGAAGAGGAAGAUAAUGAGGAUUACGAGGACAGUAAUGGUGAACGUCACAAAAGACGCCGCCCUGGCAAGCCAGGCAAACCAGCGCAACCUGCUCAACCGGUUCAACCGGCUAAACCCGUGCAGCCAACACAACCAAGCCAACCAGCUCAACCUAGCCAGCCAGGACAACCAGGUCAACCUCACAAACCAAGCAAGCCUGAACAACCAGGCAGCACGCCACAACAACCAGCUCAACCUAGCCAGCCACGACAACCAGGUCAACCUCACCAACCAAGCAAGCCUGAACAACCAGGCAGCACGCCACAACAACCAGCUCAACCUAGCCAGCCAGGGCAACCAGGUCAACCUCACCAACCAAGCAAGCCUGAACAACCAGGCAGCACGCCACAACAACCAGCUCAACCUAGCCAACCAGGGCAACCAGGUCAACCAAGCACGCCUGAACAACCAGGCAACACCCCACAACCAGGAGGUCCAGGCACUCCAAGCCAACCAGACACUCCAAGCCAACCAGUGCAACCUGGGCAAUCUGGACAACCGGGACAAUCUGGACAACCAGGUGAGUCUAAGUGUAAAAGCUUCUAUACAGGGUCAACCAGGACAACCAGGUGAUAUUGAUGAAACCGACAUCGAAAAGAAAAAGAGGAUAAUCAAAUCAGAAACUGAGGAAUUCGAUGAGAGCGAGGAAGAAAGGGAGAGACGCUUCAAGAAACAAAAGGAAAUAGAAGAAGAGGAAGAUUAUGAGGAUUACGAGGACAGCAAUGGUAAACCAGGACAACCAGGUGAUAUUGAUGAAAUCCACAUCAAAUCAGAAACUGAGGAAGACGACGAGGAGACCGAGGAGAAAAGGGAGAGACGCAUCAAGAAACAGAUAGAUGAAGAGGAAGAUAAUGAGGAUUACGAGGAGAGCAAUGGUGAACGUCACAAAAAACGCCGCCCUGACGCUGACCAACCAGGCGGCUUUCCACAACGACCAAGCAAGCCUGACCAACCAAGCAAGCCUGACCAACAAGGCGGCUCCCCACAACGACCAAACAAGCCUGAACAACCAAGCAAGCCUGAACAAACAGGCGGCUCUCCACAACGACCAAGGAAGCCUGACCAACCAAGCGGCUCUCCACAACGACCAAGGAAGCCUGAACAACCAAGCACGCCUGAACAACUAGGCGGCUCCCCACAACAACCAAGCAAGCCUGACCAACCAAGCAAGCCUGACCAACCAAGCACGCCUGAACAACCAGGUGGCUCUCCACAACGACCAAGGAAGCCUGAACAACCAAGCACGCCUGAACAACCAAGCACGCCUGAACAACCAGGUAAACCAGGACAACCAGGUGAUAUUGAUGAAACCGACAUCAAAAAAAUGAAAAAGAGGACAAUCAAAUCAGAAACUGAGGAAGACGACGAGGAGACCGAGGAGAAAAGGGAGAGACGCAUCAAGAAACAGAUAGACGAAGAGGAAGAUUAUGAGGAUUACGAGGACAGCAAUGGUAAACCAGGACAACCAGGUGAUAUUGAUGAAAUCGACAUCGAAAAAAUGAAAAAGAGGAUAAUCAAAUCAGAAACUGAGGAAGACGACGAGGAGACCGAGGAGAAAAGGGAGAGACGCAUCAAGAAACAGAUAGACGAAGAGGAAGAUUAUGAGGAUUACGAGGACAGCAAUGCCAGGAACAUUGAGAAAGUGGUCAUUGAUCAUAUUAGGAUCAUUAAAACGAUCAGAGAGACCCUGUCGGCUAUUAGAGUCAUCUAA